GACCCCAUUAGGGACGAAGGGUGUAAGAAAAUGGAUGGAUGGAUGGAUGAAUGGAUGGAUGGAUCUAUACAUUGUUUGUUAGUCUGUAACGUUUGUUCUGUACGCAUUAAUUAAUGAAUAAAUGAAACUGAAAAAAAUUAAAUAAUCUAUAUUUAGUUUUCAAAUCUGUGUAAUAUAUAUUUAGUAUCCCGAUCCACACUCCACUAAACGUUCAGCCAACCGCAAUAAAAAAGAAGAAAAUGGUGAAUCGCAUUUUAGAUGGUUUGUCCCUCGGUUGACUCCGUAGCGGCUGCUCAAACAAAGACGGUAACAAAGGCAGAUUCUGCUUUAAAAAUACAAUGUCUGUCCUGCGCAGAGCCAUAACAUGGGAGAUUUCUGAAUCAGAGGACAGCGAUCACGACCUGAAAUCAGAAUUAAACCGCGAUGAGAGCUCUCAAAAACAAACAGACAGCAGAGGAGAACCGGAGGCUCUCUGCUCCGAGGAAAAACCCACAAAUCUGCCGACUUCACCGGCUAAAAGUGACUCCAGAGUCGCUCUAUCUCUUCCGGAGGCAUUCGGCGGCACCCCGAGCCCGGCACGCAAACGCCGCACCAGGGAGGAGAUUGAGGCGGCCAGGCUGAAAGCCAAGGAGCGGAAGGAGGAGAGGGAGCGGCAGAGAGCCGCUAGAGCCCGGGAGAAGGAGGAGAGGAAGCGGGAGCAGCAACGGAGGAGAGAGGCGGCGGAGACCCUGAAGAGCCUCCGGCCAGAGAACUGCAUCAAGAGCCUGACCGUCUGUAUAGAACCAGACCUUCUCCAACAUGACGGCUCAGACAUUUUGCUGGACACCCUGGCCAUGUUGGAGUGGAGGUUCACUGUUGAGAGCCAGCGUUUGUCUCGCAGCAUCACCUGGACCAGAGAUCUGCCUCAGCAGGUAGAAGACAGUCAGGCCCGUGUGGAGGAGGAGGAGCAGACGGUUCUGAUCUUGACUCUUGCUGACUUUGUGGACGUUGUGAUCUCCGUUAAAGAAAUGGUGGACAGCGAUGGGGAGGAGACAGGGACGGUCCUCAGUCCCCUCUUGGAGUGUCUCAACCGGAAUAAGGUGGUCACCAUGUUGGUGACGGACUUUGAGUCGGAUCACUGGAUGAAGGAAUAUUUUCCAGAACAGAUGCUGCGGACAAAACUGGGGAUGAAGGAUCAGGAUGUGGAGGAGGUUCUUGUUUACCUCCAGCUCUAUAAAAACAUCUCUGUGGUUUUCCUGGAGAGCUGGCAGGACAUCACCGACCAUGUGUGUGCCGUCACCAAGGCUUUGUCAAAACGCCCCUUUAAACUCCUGACAGAGCGGACCGAACUGCCGUUCUGCGUGGACGGUUCGUGGGCCGGCGGGGCUCGGGUUGGGAGCGACGGUUCGGGUCUGAGGGAGGUCUGGGUCCGGCAGAUCCAGCAGCUGAACAGGGUGAGCCCGGCGGUGGCCGCCGCUGUGGCCGAGGCCUUCCCGUCUCCGCGGAUCUUGUUGCAGGCUUACCAGAACUCUGGUUCUGAGGCGGAGAAGAAGGGCAUGCUGGCUGGGCUCUCGGUGAAAACAGAAGGGAGAGAAAGAAGAGUUGGACCGGAUAUUUCAGCCAGAAUGUACCGGAGCCUCACCGCGGAAAACCCUCAGCUGGUUCUGGACUGAUCGGCCCAAUCUGGAAACCAUGCAGAACUUUUUAUGGAAAAGCAAAUCUACUUCCCUGGUUCAAUGUUAAAAUGUAUGACAGAGUAUUAGGGCCGUUGUACAUAGAAAAAAGGAGGAGUAAAUUUCCGCCCAAACAAUCCAGGAAAUUUCUGAGUUUGAAAACUUGAAAAUGACAUUUUGACAUUGACCUCAGAAAAAAAAAAAAAAAAUUUCAAUUUUUGAAACUCAGAAAUCUCCAAGAUCUUUAUAUUAAAAAAAUCUUUAUCUUAAUCUCCAAAUUUUCUAGAAACGAAAACAGGGAAAUGUUUGAGUUUUAAAAGUCAAGAAGUUUUUAAAAGUCAAAUUUUGUGAUUAAUUCUUAGAUUAAUCACAAAAUUUCUGAAUUUUAUUCCUAACAGAUUUUUUGACUUUUCUAUCUACAAUGGCCUUAAGACACAGUUGUAGAAAUCUAACACUAAUUAUGUAUGUAAAUAAACAAAUAAUGUCUAUUUUAAUGAAGAAUGAAAAUGAGCUGGUUUUCCAAACACAGGUACCUCCAUAUUACAUACAUUUACAUGGAAAUUAUUCAAUAAAAGGGGCUAAAACAAAAGUCUUUUGCUUGGAUUUAGAUCUUUUUUUAAAGUUCACAAUUAGAAAAGAAGGAAAAAGGUUAAAAGUAUACAAUGAUUUUUAUUUCCUUGAACUUUUUCACUUGUUUUUGUGAUAAACAACACAAAGAAGUAACUAACUCACAAGUCAACCCUUUGCAUUAUUCUUGCAUACGCCCCUCAGUGUCUAUUGGCUCCGCCCACUUUUUAGAUUUUUAUGCAAUAUUUGGGGGCAGAGUUAUGCUUUCACAGCAGGGUUAGUUAGACUUUAUCCAUGAAAUGUAAGGAGAAUUUAAAAAAAACAUUUGAAAAUGUUUAAGAGGUACAAAAACGUGGUCAAUAAAAACUGAAACUAUAAACAAAACUUCAUUACUUUUGUGUUUAUUUUUACAGGACUGUAAGAAAGUUCACAGUCAAGUUGUUAGCAAUAAAUAGAAAAACAGUAUCAGGACAAUCUCAUCUGAUAUUCAGUUCAAAGAUUAAAAAAACACACACUUAUAAAAAGACCUUUACAGUAUUAUAAACAGUCUAUCCCCGAGUUUCCUCUUGCUUUUUCAGAUCCGAUCUGCCUUUUCCAAAGGCAUUAGCAGUGGCAUUUUAAAGAUAAAAAAUAACAUCUAAAUAAAAACACAAACAGGCUAAAACAGGAUGUUCAAAUCAAGAGAAGUAGGAGCUGACGGUUGGGCCUGCUGCAAUAAAAAAUAAAUCAAUCACAUAAUAAAUUAAAACAAACCCCUUAAUUUCCAUUUGCAUUAUUUUUCUCUUUUCUUUCUUUUUGGCUGAUAAAAGUCUUCAGUUUGGUGUUUAGGCCUCAACUAGCCUCUUUAUUUAAGGACAAUUUCAUUUACAGAAUCUUGAUAAUUCAUCUUAUUGGUAGUUUUGUUUAUUUAUUUUG
Messenger RNA from Gambusia affinis (western mosquitofish), 3134 nucleotides. Its product is annotated as probable crossover junction endonuclease EME2. Lineage: Eukaryota; Metazoa; Chordata; Actinopteri; Cyprinodontiformes; Poeciliidae. Gene Ontology annotation, molecular function: DNA binding; nuclease activity. The transcript has 8 exons. The record is from RefSeq and is a predicted model, not a curated record. Gene Ontology annotation, biological process: mitotic intra-S DNA damage checkpoint signaling; resolution of meiotic recombination intermediates; double-strand break repair. The coding region runs from base 339 to 1652 and encodes 437 amino acids. Gene Ontology annotation, cellular component: Holliday junction resolvase complex; nucleus.